Messenger RNA from Planococcus citri (citrus mealybug), 4610 nucleotides. Its product is annotated as ATP-dependent helicase brm-like. Gene Ontology annotation, cellular component: nucleus. Lineage: Eukaryota; Metazoa; Arthropoda; Insecta; Hemiptera; Pseudococcidae. Gene Ontology annotation, molecular function: histone binding; transcription factor binding; ATP binding. Gene Ontology annotation, biological process: positive regulation of transcription by RNA polymerase II. The transcript has 22 exons. Bases 210 to 4340 code for a protein of 1376 amino acids. The record is from RefSeq and is a predicted model, not a curated record.
AUUGUUUUUUUUUUCAAAAAAAAAAAUUGCUUAAAAAAAGUUAUCUCUCAUUUUUAUGUUGAUUGAAGUUACGAAUUCACGGAAAACGGUUCGUGGUGGAGUGGAUGUAAAAUGGAUCGCAGAAAGAAGAUGAAAUUGAUUCGAGUUGACAUCUCGUUUCAUAUUUAACUCAGUCACCGGCCACUCAAAUCUCGCGUAUGCCUUGAAUUAUGGCUACCACAAUGGGCCCUCCGCAAAAUUCUCCAUCACCAUCUGGAUUUCCUCCUCAUCCUCCUGGACCACCGGGUGGAAGGCAGGAGAAUUUGAACGCUCUUCAGCGUGCUAUUGAUUCAAUGGAAGAGAAAGGAUUACAGGAGGAUCCCCGGUAUUCACAAUUAUUGGCUUUACGUGCUCGUCACGAAAACAUGGAACCACCUCGACAACCCAUACCUCCGCCACACGGACCUCCGAUACCUCCAAUGAAUUCGGGUAAACAAUUUUUCACUCCAGAACAGUUACAACAACUUCGAGCCCAGAUAUUUGCCUAUAGAUUGUUGGCCAGAAAUUUGCCCCUUAAUCCGGACCUUAGUCUAGCCCUACAAGGUAAAAAAGUCGACGGUCCGAUAGGUAUGCCGAAUAUUGGGAUGAAUGGAGCACCAUCCAGUCCAUUCGUACCUCCUGCCAGACCUGCAAGUGAUUCCGGUACCGAUGCCGACCCAAAUCAAUCCAGUAGACCUGGAGAACAUCUUCCAGCUCCGUUUCAACCUGUUUCUCAACCUGGUACGAUGCCUUUAGGACCCAGCGCACCUCCUGGAGCUGCUAGAGCAAUGGGUUCAGUUCCGUCGCCACCUUCUCAGCAAUCUCCUUCCAAUCAGUCCACGACUCAACCAGCCCCAACACCUACUGUCCAAGUAUCUAUGAAUCAAAAACAGAAUCGCGUUACUUCUCUUCCAAAACCGGCUGGUAUCGAUCCAUUGGUCGUUUUACAAGAAAGAGAAAACCGAAUCGCAGCCAGAAUUGCUUAUCGGAUUGAGGAAUUAGAUAAUUUACCUACGAAUAUGUCAGAAGAUCUCAAAGUUGUAGCUGAAAUCGAACGUAGGGCUUUGAGGGUUCUUAAUUUUCAGAGGCAGUUGCGUGCUGAAGUGUUGGCUUGUACAAGACGGGAUACAACUUUAGAAACAGCUGUCAACAUCAAAGCUUAUAAACGUACAAAGAGGCAAGGUUUACGAGAAGCUAGAUCUACAGAAAAAUUAGAAAAACAACAGAAACUCGAAGCUGAGCGCAAAAAGAGACAAAAACAUCAAGAAUACCUGAGCACCGUGUUACAACAUUGCAAAGAUCUCAAAGAAUAUCAUCGUAAUAAUCAGUCCAGGGUUGCUAAGCUUAACAAAGCAGUAUUAAAUUAUCACGCAAACGCUGAACGUGAACAGAAAAAAGAACAGGAGAGAAUCGAAAAAGAACGUAUGCGUAGACUUAUGGCCGAAGAUGAAGAAGGCUACAGAAAACUCAUCGAUCAAAAGAAAGAUAAGCGACUGGCCUUCCUACUGUCCCAAACUGACGAAUACAUCAGUAACCUUACUGAGAUGGUCAAACAGCAUAAAAUGGAGCAGCGUAAAAAGCAAGAAGAAGAGGAAAAAAAGCAGAAAAAAUUGAAUAAGAAACAAAAAUUGUUAGAAGCCGAGGGUAUGAACAAUUCCACCGUUCAUGUCGCCGUCGUCGAAAUCGCCACUGGAAAACAACUGAGGGGAGAUGAUGCUCCGCUAGGUAGUCAACUCAAGGCAUGGUUAGAUUUGCAUCCUGGAUGGGAAAUCGUUGACGAUUCUGAAGAUGAAGAGGAUGAAGACGAAGAUGGUAUUUCAAGAGAUAGAGAUAGAGAAGACGAACAUAGCGUCAAAGAGGUUAUUCGAAAGGCCAAAGUUGAAGACGAUGAAUAUAAAAAUGCAAAUGAAACUGAAGAGCAUACUUAUUACAGUAUUGCUCACACGGUUCACGAAUGUGUCACCGAACAGGCUUCCAUCAUGCAAAAUGGAAAAUUGAAGGAAUAUCAAGUCAAGGGUUUAGAAUGGUUGGUAUCGUUAUAUAAUAACAAUUUAAACGGUAUCUUAGCUGACGAGAUGGGUCUCGGUAAAACUAUCCAAACUAUCGCUCUAAUUACUUACCUAAUGGAAAAGAAGAGUGUUAAUGGACCGUUUUUAAUUAUCGUGCCGUUAUCAACAUUAUCAAAUUGGGCUUUGGAAUUUGAAAAGUGGUCUCCGAGUGUAUGCGUGGUUGCCUAUAAAGGAUCCCCUGGUGCCAGACGUAUGUUGCAAACGCAAAUGAAAGCAGCAAAAUUUAAUGUUCUGUUAACCACUUACGAAUAUGUAAUUAAAGAUAAAUCCAUCUUGGCUAAAAUUCAUUGGAAGUAUAUGAUUAUUGAUGAAGGUCAUCGUAUGAAAAAUCACCACUGUAAAUUAACCCAAGUAUUGAAUACCCAUUACAUCGCACCACAUCGAUUAUUGUUGACCGGUACACCAUUGCAGAAUAAGCUUCCUGAACUUUGGGCGUUGUUGAAUUUCCUCCUACCGUCUAUUUUCAAAUCUUGCUCGACUUUUGAGCAGUGGUUCAACGCUCCUUUCGCCACCACUGGUGAAAAGGUCGAAUUGAACGAAGAAGAAACUAUUUUGAUUAUUCGUCGUUUACAUAAAGUAUUAAGACCGUUCUUGCUUAGACGAUUGAAGAAAGAAGUUGAAUCUCAAUUACCGGAUAAGGUCGAGUAUAUUAUCAAGUGCGACAUGUCUGGACUACAACAUGUCUUGUACAGACAUAUGCAAAGCAAAGGAGUUUUGCUUACGGAUGGAUCGGAAAAAGGUAAACAAGGCAAAGGAGGAGCGAAAGCGUUGAUGAACACCAUCGUUCAAUUAAGAAAAUUAUGUAAUCACCCUUUCAUGUUCCAACAAAUCGAAGAGAAGUACUGCGAGCACGUUGGGUCGUCCGGUAGUGUCGUAAAUGGGCCUGAUUUGUAUCGCGUCUCCGGUAAAUUCGAGUUACUUGAUAGAAUCCUUCCUAAACUGAAAGCCACCAAUCACCGAGUAUUGCUAUUUUGUCAAAUGACCCAACUUAUGACCAUAAUGGAGGAUUACCUGAAUUGGCGAAAAUUUUCUUACUUACGUUUGGACGGAAUGACCAAAGCUGAAGAUCGUGGAGAUCUGUUGAAAAAAUUCAACAGCCCUGACAGUGAAUAUUUCCUGUUCUUGUUGAGUACUCGCGCCGGAGGUUUGGGUUUAAAUUUACAAGCGGCUGAUACAGUCAUUAUAUUUGAUUCUGAUUGGAAUCCUCAUCAGGAUUUACAAGCUCAAGAUCGUGCUCAUCGUAUUGGUCAACAAAACGAAGUACGUGUGCUGCGUUUGAUGACCGUGAAUUCAGUCGAAGAACGCAUUUUGGCUGCUGCUCGAUAUAAAUUGAACAUGGACGAGAAAGUUAUUCAAGCUGGUAUGUUUGAUCAAAAGUCUACGGGAUCCGAGAGACAGCAAUUUUUACAGACCAUUCUGCAUCAAGAUGACGCCGAUGAUGAGGAGGAAAAUGAAGUGCCGGACGAUGAAACUGUUAAUCAAAUGAUCGCUCGAAGUGAAACUGAAUUCGAAACGUUUCAAAAAAUGGACUUGGAAAGACGCAGAGAGGAAGCUAAACUUGGCCCGAAUCGAAAAUCGCGGCUAGUUGAAGAGGCUGAGUUGCCCGAUUGGUUGGUGAAAAACGACGAUGAGGUUGAAAAAUGGACAAUCGAAGAUGAACAGGAUUUGAAUGCAAGUAUGGGACGAGGAUCCAGAGCCCGUAAAGAAGUCGACUAUUCUGAUAGUUUAACCGAUAAGGAGUGGCUAAAAGCGAUCGAUGACACCUACGAAGAAUAUGAAGACGAAGAGGAUGAAGACGUUAAAACUACUAAAAGAUCGAGAAAACGAAAGAAGCGCGGCUCGAUGAUCGAUGAAGAUGACGAUGACGAUGAUACUCCGUUGUCGUUUAAGAAGAAGCGCUCCGACAAAAGUAACGACGAACAGUUAAAAAAGCAAAUGAAACGUAUCAUGGAUAUCGUCGUCGAAUAUAAAGAGGAGGAACGAUUGCUUAGCGAACCUUUUCACAAAUUACCUUCUAGAAAGAAAUUACCUGGCUACUAUGCAAUUAUAAAGAAACCUGUGGAUAUCAAAAAAAUCAGAACUAAAAUCAACGAUGGCAAGUAUGCAUCGAUUGAUGAAUUGGAAUAUGAUUUUAUACUGCUAUGCAAAAAUGCUCAGCGUUAUAACGAAGAAGACUCGUUGAUAUACAAAGAUUCUGUAGCCCUUGAAAAAGUAUUCGCAAAUGCGAGAAAUGAAGUGGAGAAUUCAUCUUAAUCACUUAUCUUCCCUUAUUUAAUAUUUUUAAUGUGUUUUUUGCUCGAAUCGCUCGAAGUAUUAGAACUUCUAUCAUGAAAAUUUCUAUUUUUAUUUGUUUUAAAAUAUUUUAAUGUAGAGUGGAUUUAUAUCUAGUCAAAUCUAAAUCAAAACGCUUUUAUUUUUAUUUAACGUACGAGUUACGAUUUUAUACAGCUUUAAUUUUUUAUUGUUUUGCAUUUGUUUUGCCUUUUAAUAGGUUAUUUAGUGAAGUAAAAUUAUUCCAAAGAA